AUCAUGUUUCUUUGGUGCCCCGCCAGGGCCCAGCCCUCGGCUACUGCGGCGCCUACUGGGUUGCUGGUGCUGUCCGCCUCGCCUCGGUUCCCAGCCGCGCCAUGUCAGGCGCGCGCAGACGAGGGCCUCUGACGGUAACGCACUUGGCGGCAGCCGCAGACGUUUGCCGCGUGGUAUCCCCUUGGCGCUGCAGGUCGCGCAAAUUUUGCUGCCGAGGGCUGGACAGGAUGCUCGCCCCACCGCUUUUCCUAGUCAUGCCUGAGGAGCCAAUUAUCAGGUUAUCCAGAGCAGAAGAUUCUGGCCAGCCCCUUCCCGGGCGUUUCAUGACUGUUGGCAAGAAGCGUGCUGCUCACCUGGGCCGGACGGAUGGAUUCUGUGCGGCUGUGGAUGCAGGGCCCGAGGCUGGGCCGCGUGUCGAUCGCAUACAUCUACGUAUUCCGGGAGGCUGUGGUUUGGGCUGGCCGCCUGGCUAAGAGUCUUGCGCCGUAAGAAUUGCAGCAGGUGCUCAAAUUGGCAUCAACUGGAUUUUGUGUGGUGCCCAUCGAUCCAGCCACUCUUGACGUCUAACGUUUGAUGAGAGGUGUCCGUGGGAGGUAAUAAAAGCUUUGAGCAGCAUUUGCACAAUAAAGACUUAGCAUGGGGAUAUCA
Messenger RNA from Pogoniulus pusillus (Red-fronted tinkerbird), 648 nucleotides. RefSeq lists its product as uncharacterized. The transcript is spliced from 3 exons. Gene Ontology annotation, molecular function: catalytic activity. The coding region runs from base 102 to 473 and encodes 123 amino acids. Lineage: Eukaryota; Metazoa; Chordata; Aves; Piciformes; Lybiidae. The record is from RefSeq and is a predicted model, not a curated record.